This is a messenger RNA of Solanum dulcamara, 1737 nucleotides long. RefSeq lists its product as uncharacterized. The transcript has 2 exons. The record is from RefSeq and is a predicted model, not a curated record. NCBI's taxonomy places the organism in Eukaryota, Viridiplantae, Streptophyta, Magnoliopsida, Solanales, Solanaceae. The coding region runs from base 1 to 1737 and encodes 578 amino acids.
AUGACUGGCAAUAAUGACAACGCAAGUUUGACAGAUAUUAUUGUGACAGACCCUGUCAUCGCUGAACAAAAUGAGCUGAUUGCACAAUUGGUGCAACAAAUCGCCGAAAUGAGAGUUGAGAUACGAAAAAAUCGAGAGUUGUCAAAUCUGGCUAUUGCCGCCAACACCCCGGUUCCAGGCGAGGGAAGGCCUCCAUUCCAUUUCCCUUCUCCAAAUUCAAAUACGGAACAUGUUCAAAACCCACUCUUAAACCCCGCUCAAAAUACCUUCAUUGUUGACCUCACUGCCUCAAAUCCCCAUCAUGCCACCGCUUCCUACCAAACAUGUCCCCAAAAUUACCAAGCUCCUCAAAAAACACCUUUCCAAAUCCCAAUCCCAAAUGAACCCUAUGCCAAUGGUUCCGAGCUUGAUCACUAUGAGGAACAAGAAAGAGAGUGGAGGGUGAAGGAAGAGACAACCAAAUGGAACAUGAAAGAGGAGAUCAUGAAAGCCAUGAAGGAGUUUCAUUACACUCCGGAUGUUGCAGGAAUAAAUUACGAAGAUUUGUGUAUCCACCCGAAUUUAGACCUUCCCGAGGGGUUCAAAGUGCCAAAAUUUGAUACUUUCGGAGGAACCGGGAAUCCUUUGGCUCAUCUGAGGGUGUAUUGUGAUCAACUAGUAGGAGUUGGGAAGAACGAGGCUUUGCUAAUGCGGCUCUUUAGCCGAAGUUUAAGCGGGGAGGCUUUGGAAUGGUUCAGCGCCCAAGAAAUAAAACAAUGGUCCAAUUGGAAUGCUCUGGCCAAAGAUUUUAUCGAGAGGUUUGCGUACAAUGUGGAGAUCGUUCCCGAUCGUUAUUCUUUGGAGAAAAUCAAACAAAAGUCUGCUGAAAGUUACCGAGAGUACGCCUAUCGUUGGAGGAAAGAGGCUGCUAGAGUGAGACCUCCCAUGACUGAGAAAGAGAUUAUUGAAAUCUUUGUACGCAAUCAAGAGCCUGAGUACUAUGACAGGAUGUUGUUGCUCGUAGGAGCGAAAUUUGCUGAGGUGGUCAAAAUUGGUGAGACCAUCGAAGACGGUCUUAAGACCGGAAGGAUUACCCAUGUGGCCAUCCAAACUGGGCCUUCAGGUUUGUUCAAAAAGAAAAGAGAAGAUGUGUCCUUUAUUUCUCAUGCGCCUGGCAAAAGGUUACAAAGAUCAUCCAAUUUUAGCUCCAGAAAAACCUCACCCACCAGAAUUUAUCCCCCAUCUCCACAAAAUUCCUACCCAAUGUUUUACGUUCAGCCGAGUUAUCGAACUCUACCUCCUAAUUACCUGCCUCCACGCUAUCAAAAUGCUCCUCGUGGCUACCAAACUCCACAGUGCCCAAAUUUCCGAACUCCCGCAUCUUUACACCAAAAUCGUCCUAGUUAUCGUCAUGUACCCCCACCCCCACAAAAUAACUGUAACCUUACCCAAUCCAAUUUUGAAAAUAGGCCUGCUAGGAUUUUUACUCCUCUAGUGGAAAGUCGAACUAAGCUGUUUGAAAGACUGAGAGAUGCAGGUAUUAUUCAUCCCAUUGCACCUAAAUCGACUAAUACAAGCUCUAGAUUCUUCAGAGCCGACCAAACAUGUGCGUAUCAUUCCAACAGUAUAGGGCAUGAUAUUGAAACUUGUGUUAAUUUGAAGCAUAAGAUUCAGGAUCUGAUUGAUCGGGAGGUCGUCACUCUCCAAACCGCUGCUCCCAAUGUUAAUAAUAACCCCUUGCCGAAUCAUGAGGGGUGA